AUGGCAAACUUGCACUAUAAGACGCCCCCGAGCAAUCGGCUCACCGUUUCCUCCCUCCUCUCGCCCCCUGAAAUGAAGCGAUCAGAGUCGUUUGGCACGUCAAUUCCGCCUGCCUACUCUCAAUCACCCUUCUCCUCCUUCAAUUCAGCACCCUCGCAGUCUGCUGUGAAGACCGACUUCAUGGCGAUCCAGGCAGCAGCCGCCCACCGCAUCGCCUACGCCUCCCCGCCAAUCUCCCCAUACGACACACAGGCACAGAAGGAGAACAUGGAGAGCUCAGAGGAGCAGUGCACACGCGAUCCCCAGCUGUUCGUCUCGGCUGAUGCAGCGGCACCAAUUGCUCACAUGCCGCUGUUCCCCGACGAGUCACCCGAGUCAGCCUCGCAAGAUGUCAUCACCGCGCACAUGAAGUCCCACGACUAUGCACAACUGCAGAGCAAGCCGAGCCGCGCUGACUACGAAUUGGUUGCCAAAGUCCGCUCCAUUGUCUUCAGAGAGGCCUGCAACAACCCCAAGGCAUGGUGGGCCCAAGAACGCGCCUUCGACAAGCAAAUCGACGAGGUCCGCAGCGGCCGUGUGCAGAAGCGACCAGCCUUGAAGAAGCUCGCCCCUGCGCCAUCUUCAAAACUCCGCCAGCCCAAGGUCGCUGUUCCACGGCUGCCUGCUCGCGCCCCUCGUGCUGCACCCAAGGCUAAGCGCACGCCUCUUACUCAGAUCCACGACUCAUUCGACACCUCCCCCACCACCAAGUCAGCCUCUCCCAAGCCGGCACGACCAGUCACCAACCGCGACGACUCUGACUACACUGCCAUUCCCGACUACGCCCCACCCCUCGACACACUGCCCAAGGGCAACACCAAGGCGCUCAAGGCUGAGUGGAAAGGGCAAGCGCUCUCGCUCGCCGACGAUCCCGAUCGCGAGCUGCUGCACGAGGCUGAGUUGAACCUCGCUGGCACACUCCGCCUCAACUGCGCCACCUACCUCACCAGCAAGCGACGCAUCUUCCAGGCCCGCAUCGAGGCUCUCAAGAUCGGCAAAGAGUUCCGCAAGACAGAUGCCCAGCAGGCGUGCAAGAUUGACGUCAACAAGGCUAGCAAACUGUGGCAGUCAUAUGACCGUGUAGGCUGGUUCAACCCCGACUACUUCCGCCAGUACCUCUGA
This is a messenger RNA of Alternaria ethzedia, 1161 nucleotides long. RefSeq lists its product as uncharacterized. The transcript has a single exon. Gene Ontology annotation, cellular component: SAGA-type complex; nucleus. The record is from RefSeq and is a predicted model, not a curated record. Gene Ontology annotation, molecular function: chromatin binding; transcription coactivator activity; protein binding. Gene Ontology annotation, biological process: chromatin remodeling; regulation of transcription by RNA polymerase II. NCBI's taxonomy places the organism in Eukaryota, Fungi, Ascomycota, Dothideomycetes, Pleosporales, Pleosporaceae. Bases 1 to 1161 code for a protein of 386 amino acids.